AGUGAAUGGAGGAUAAAACUAAAUGGACUUAAUGAAACCUUCUGAAGAAACCAACUGGGGAGAGGGGUGGGGGGCUGCUCUCCCAGAACCUUUCUAGUAGUAGUAUGAACAUUGCAAAUAAGCGAGGAUGCCAAAUGAUGCUCCCUUGCCACUAUUUAACGAUGGUCGUAGUGCUACAAGGUUAAUGACCCCAGAUCUACAGACUGAAAAAAGCUGUGUGAAUUGAGGGCAGCAUAAUUAGGGAAGACCCAAAACGGUUGCUUUUGGUUUCAUUUAAUUCAUUUACUGUCAUCGUUAUCAUAAAAUGGUAUGUAUAUGAAAUAUACAUAAAUAUUUUAGAGAAUGACAACUGCAUACAUUGUGUUUGUUUCUCUCUUUCUGUGGAAUCUGUGUGUGCAUUCUAAAGUGUUGGUGGCGUUCUCAGUUAAAACUAGAGUAAGGCUAAUUUGGUGUAGCGCGGGGAAAUUAAAUUCCAGUGGGAAUUUCUUGUGCAGCUGAGCCUGAGAAAGUAGAACAAGCAAAUUAAUGAAGAUCAGAGAGUUUUGUGUGUGUGCGUGUGAGUGAGAGGGUGUGUGUGCGUGCGCGAGAGCAAGUGCAAGCAUGAAAGAGAUUGGACGUGUUGCAAUUUUGUACAAUGUCUUGAUAGGCAAAAAUAUGCUUUUAAUUGAGGGAGGAUAAAAAUCAUUGACCUGAGAGUCCUUUAUUUCUGUUCUCAUUUUGUUUGUAGGGGAAAGAGGAGCAUGAAGACAUGGAAAGUGCAUAUGCAGUUAUUCAUCUGUGCACUAAUUCAAGGAAACCAGUAGCAGAUGGUUGCACGGGGGUGCAUGUUGCGAUUGAAACGCUUCCAUAAGUCAUUCCCACCCUUCCCCUGACAAGAGAAAGAUCACGCUAGUGUGGGACAAGUGCCUUACAAAUGUAAAAUCCGCUGUUGUCACAACACAUAAUCGUCUUUCAGAUGUACUAUUUACAAAUCAGCUUUAGAUUCAGCAGAAAGACACAGGUGUGCAGAGGGAAUUAACAGACUGCUCCGCCGAGGGUUAACAGGUUCAUAAUUGUCUUUCCAUGAUGGCAGGAUUGCCAAGGGACCGAGAGAGAGGGGGAUGCAGUAGGAGGGGCAAAGCUCCAGAGAUUUCCCAGUGUACGCAUGUCGCUAUCCCACGCUGAUAAAACACCUGCUAUCAUGCUACAGCCCAGCUGGGCUUCGAGUUACAUACCGACACCUAGGGCAACCAAAGCCCGUUUUGUACCUUUCCUUUUUGGUGAUGAGUAUCUCUGGAGCAGCGCUCGAACAGGUUUUAAUCUCAGUGGUAACGGCGAGAUUGGGAACUAUUUGGGGAAGCCCGACCACGCCUUUAGUCUCCCUUUGCAUUUUCAAGUGAGGCAGCCAAUUAGUACUACAGAAGGUGUCAUAUUUUCUUGUUGCCAAAACGAAAUUAUUUAUUUGAUUCCAAACACUUCUCAACACUCGUGAGGUCUUGUCAACCUUCCAUCUGUACUGUAUGCAGUUCUCUGCCGAUUUCAGUCAUAAAUAUAAACAAAAAAAAUACAAAGGAAUAAGAUGGAUAUAAUGUCAUGGAAUAUUAGGAAUUUAUGUUCUCAUUUUGUCUUAAUUUCAAUAUUGAGAAUUUAUUUGUAUAUAAAAUAUGUUGUUUUUUAUUCUGGGGAUAUAAAUAGACACCAUGUUACUGUAUACUGUAUGUUUGAGAGAACUUCGUCAUCAGACAUUGAUUCAAUAGACAAUGAUGCAUUUGUUUUUCUGAAAACCCCUUUAUAAUUUAGUUUUGUUGGGUGACAAUACUUGGCUGCAGUGCUGGAUAGCCAUGCAGGUAAAGUGUGACCUCUUAUGAACCAUCUGUUCCCCAUACAAUAGAAGAUAUCACGUUCAAGUGUACUUACAGGUAGGAGUUAUUUAAGCAUUGCCGAGGCAUCGCGAAUAUUUAUCACGUGGAACCUGGUUUUCUUUACACCACCAGGGAUCCAAAUGGCUUGACAGUAAAAUAUGGCUUUUCUGACAUCAUUAGUGUCAUUGACUGAUCUGUUCAUCUCUUCUAUUACCUUCUUCCCCGAUGCAGUGAGCCCACCUGCCAAGCGCCUGACUGACAGCUGAAUAGCCGCAGUGUUCGAUGAGGCGAUGUGGUUCAAGGGCGUCUAGUUUCCUCCGGUGAUAUGUGAUAGCCUGGACUCCUGUUUCUGUGUCUGCCCCCAGCUUGGCUGUACCAACUGCAAAGCGUUAAAAACGGCCGAUGUGAGCGCGCGGACACAGGCAAACGGAAACCGCUCCUCGGGAUUUAGGAGGGAAUUGAGUUUAAUUGGGGUUGAAUGCGCAGCAUGUAGUUCAGCUGGUAUCAGGGGAAUCUGCAAACAGCUCCGUAGGUUUUAAAAUUCUGAUUGACGAGUGGUUUUAUCAAAACAAAUAAUGCAAAGGAUAGUUUUGAACAUUUAUUGUGCCAUUGUUAUGAUGGAAGUGGCAAGUUCUGCAAAGGGCUGGUACGCUCAAAAGCUGAUGAGUGACUUGAUGGAGAACUACUCCAAUGCUCUGCGCCCAGUGGAAGACACUGACAAGCCACUUAACGUCACCUUGCAGAUUACCUUGUCCCAAAUCAAGGACAUGGAUGAAAGGAACCAGGUGCUAAUAGCGUACUUGUGGAUCAGACAGACGUGGCAUGAUGCAUACCUGAAGUGGGACAAAGAGAAGUAUGAUGGUCUGGAGGUCAUCCGCAUUCCUAGCAAUAUGGUGUGGAGGCCCGACAUCGUCCUCUAUAACAAGGCAGAUGAUGGGGACUCUGGGCCUGUGGAUACCAAUGUGGAGCUGAGAUACAAUGGGAUGAUCGUCUGGGAUCAACCGGCCAUCACUAAGAGCUCCUGUGUAGUGGACGUGGCUUACUUUCCCUUUGACCACCAGCAAUGCAAACUGACCUUUGGGUCAUGGACUUACAAUGGAAACCAAGUAGACAUCACCAUGCCGAUGGACAGUGCCGACUUGUCGGACUUAGUGGAGAACGUAGAGUGGGAAUGCCACGGCAUGCCGGCCAAGAAGAACGUGAUCAUGUACGGCUGCUGCGCGGACCCGUACCCGGACAUCACCUACACAGUGCUUCUGCAGCGCCGCUCCGCCUUCUACAUCUUCAACCUGCUGCUGCCCUGCUUCCUCAUCUCCUUCCUGGCCCCGCUCAGCUUCUACCUCCCCGCAGACUCCGGAGAGAAGGUCUCGCUGGGGGUGACUGUGCUGCUGGCGCUCACAGUCUUCCAGCUCAUGGUAGCUGAGAGCAUGCCACCAUCUGAGAGCGUGCCGCUCAUUGGGAAGUACUACAUUGCAACAAUGACUAUGAUAACUGCAUCCACUGCUCUGACCAUCUUCAUCAUGAACAUCCACUUCUGUGGAGCUGAAGCCAAGCCUGUUCCUCAGUGGGCCAAAACUCUCAUGAUAGACUACAUGUCAAAGAUCUGUUUUGUGUACGAAGUAGGGGAGAACUGCACCUCCCCUAAAGACCAGACCCAGGAGGACCACCACCAGACCCAAAUCCGCUACCACAACCGGCUGCACAAGAACCAGAAAAACCACCAGCAGCACAAAACUCGGAACAACCAGUCCUGCCCUCAGUCCAACAGCAUACCGAAGGGACCCACAGGUCCAGCAAACCAGAAGGAUGGAGGAGGCUACCCAAAGUCCUGCUCUCAACCUCUUCCCAACAUCCCUGAGGAGCACAAAGAGCUCUCCAGCCCUAACCCCCAGGUUUCACAGAGUUAUGAGGGUUUUGAGUCAAAGAGUUGCCUGAAGGAAGCUCCCCCACCCUGCUGUCCCGAAGAGGAGAAGCACCCCACCUACAUGACCAUCCACUCCUGUCGAUUCUGCUGUCAUCACAACAAUGGAGACGGGGGGCUACUUCCAGAGGACAGCUCGAAGCUGGUGCGCAACGUGGAAUACAUCGCCAACUGUUUCCGUGAGCAGCGGGCCACCUGUGUCAAGGUCGCUGAGUGGAAGAAGGUUGCUAAAGUGAUGGACAGGUUUUUCAUGUGGAUAUUCUUCGCCAUGGUCUUCCUCAUGAGUAUUAUUAUCAUGGGGAAAACUCCCCAAUGAGCAGUCGAUACAGUUCACUCAAGGAAAAGCACUGAAUGUGUAGUAUCCAUGAAAGCUUAUUUUGUACAAACAAAGCCCCUCACAACAUCUAACCUCAUGCUUAUCUACUUGGUAAGUAUACCUUCCUCUUGACCUC
Molecule: messenger RNA, 4214 nt
Organism: Clupea harengus (Atlantic herring)
Lineage: Eukaryota; Metazoa; Chordata; Actinopteri; Clupeiformes; Clupeidae
Product: neuronal acetylcholine receptor subunit alpha-9-II
Biological process (GO): monoatomic ion transmembrane transport
Cellular component (GO): postsynaptic membrane
Molecular function (GO): acetylcholine-gated monoatomic cation-selective channel activity; transmembrane signaling receptor activity
Source: RefSeq, a predicted model, not a curated record